Cantharellus anzutake is the source of this 2586-nucleotide messenger RNA. RefSeq lists its product as uncharacterized. NCBI's taxonomy places the organism in Eukaryota, Fungi, Basidiomycota, Agaricomycetes, Cantharellales, Hydnaceae. The transcript has 3 exons. The coding region runs from base 231 to 2201 and encodes 656 amino acids. The record is from RefSeq and is a predicted model, not a curated record.
GAGGUAGCGAGUCGAUUUUGCUGAAUAGUCGAAAACCUAUUAGCUCUGUGGCUUUCUUGUAGUUAUCCUGGGAGGUGGAUUAAUGAUUCAAGUGGAGGAUCGUGGUUUUGCUACAGCAUAUGGGUUUUGUGACACGUCGCGUCAUUUUCAAGUUUUGUUCAAGUAUGCACUGCUAUUGGAAUAAUAGCGCGUAUCUCAUCCCUGGGUUUGCCCGGGUGGUCUGAGUGUGAAUGUGUAAUGGUUACGUGAAGAGUUUUCCGUGUUUCGUUGCAGACUCCACUGGCGGGAUGAAUGGAAUCAGCCGGAUGGUGGUGACUUCCGGCCAUUGCUCUAUUGUCGCGUCUUUCCCUUCCUCAUUGCGCGCUCCCCUCAGAGCAAUGGAGAGCCGUUCCACUUCUUCCUCUGCCACCCCAACGCUGCCAAGCAACAUCGUGCAGAGUGCAAUUACCGCGAGCAAAGGUGUAACUGGUGUUGAAGCGUUUCUUGCCAGAACGGAGAUCUCAAAGCUGAGUCGCGCGCUCAAAGCUCGUUUAUCUUACGCAUCGUACAAAGCGACACACAACUUAUCUCACGUUCCUUUGCAAACACUUGAGGACAGUCAACUCACUACCGCCUCAAGUCGCCAGACACUUCAUGAAUCUUCUCAAACAAGCUUACGUACGAGACGCGAGUCCGCCUCCUCAUCGGGCGCUAGGAGUCCCCGCCGUCGCUCGCUAAGCAAUAAUAGCAUAAGCAUGCCACCACCCCCAGCACCCACCUCUUUGUAUUCUGCUCUUCUUGGCGGUGCGGAUACUGACAGCAGUCAUAACACACGCUCCGCAAAGCGUGCUCGGCACAUGCAGACCGGGAGCACAGCAUCCACCAGUAGCGCAGUAUCAACGAAACCAUCCACCCGCGCGUCGCGUGCCUCCUCGCGUCGGAGACGUGCUCGUGCCACUAGUCCCGGUGGUAGGUCCAUCGGAAGCACGACCUCUGUCCCCACUGACGGUGGUGACGUUGACAUGGUCGAUGCUACAACGGAGAUCGAAGACAUGACGGCCGCGGCUGCACUUACAUCUAUGCUCCACCAAUCGACGGGCGGGAGUUCUGGUGGCAUGCCUUCCGUCCCGCAUUCACCAGCGCCAUCGCACGCCUCCUCAUUUGACCAUGAAGGACUCCCACGCGCUCCUAUUUCAUCCUCUCGUGAACGAGGCAGACAUUCGCGGUAUCCAUCCAAUGCAUCAGACUCUGCAAUGCUAUCCCCCCCGUUGUUUGCCGUUGGUCAGGCUAAAUCUUCUAGCACAACCCCUAAAGGGCCUUCAGAUGCCGACGCUGCCGAACUCAUGCUGUUCCUCGCCACAUCUCCGUCUCCCGCGCGUCCUAGCGUGUCUUCACGCCCCCCAGGAGCUGCUGCUAAGGCUGGGCGCGUGUUAUUCCCUGUCACUUCUAAUGAAGAGGCCGAAAGUGGUUCCAAAUCAUUGCUGCCAGCUCCCCCAAUAAAUUUAUCUUCCACGAGCCUAAACAACAAUAACCCAGAACAGAUUGCGCCUCCCAUGAAUAACGACCAGCAGGAGGUGAUCAGCACUGCUGCCCUUCUUCCACCUCCACCCUCUCCUACUCGUUUCUCUGGAUCGCAGGAGACGCGUGUUGAUACUUGUGAAGAAGACGCAACUGGAGGCAGUCAGUCCACGCUCUAUGACGGUGUGAGCACAGGAGAAACUGAAAAAUUGAAUUCAGGCCUACCAUCCCCUCUGAGCACAUCCUACCGUGGGAGCCGUGCAUCGUUUCCGUAUGGCAUGGAGACACCAGGAAUUGCCCCACCACCGAAUUUCACACAACCUAUUCCUUCCAGUAACAGUGACUGUGCUCCUUCCACACAUUUCCUCUAUCCGGACCCCGAUAUGCCGCAGAGUGGUUUGGUAGAAAGCCACAUGAGUUUUUCGGAAUAUUUCAGCGUAUCCCCCGCGUCAUCUACGUGGGCAAUGACCCCCAAUGCCCAUACCUUCCCUCGGACUACUGGUCAAGGCGGCGCUGCUGCGGCUGUUGGGAGAAGGCUCUUCCAGGAUGAGGAAGAACCAUCUGCGCCGUCAUCGGAAGGACAAGGAUCUCAGGGACAGAUGGCGCUUCUAUUCCCCUCCCGUCCUGCAAAUAAGGGUGGGACAGGUAAGAACGAUGGACAACAUCAUGGGGCAGAUCUUGUGGGCGUAGGCAGUAAUUUUUGAGAUUUUCUUGUACCAAAUUUUAGCAUUAUUCUUUUAAUAUGGAUUUGUUGUAACACCGUGAAACAGGUCUUGUCUCGUACGUCAGCUUGCAUCGUCCACAUUGGCUAAACGCCUUGUAUCACCACUACAUGCCAUCCGAUUUGUUGUUCGAAACUACAUCCCCUGAUAACUUAACUCCACUCGUGCGCGAUUAAAACACCAUUCAUCACGGCUGUGUCGAUUCUGAUCGACCCGUCAAUUUGGCCAUUCUGUGGGAGCGACUGACCAAGAAUGCACACGGCUAGCUCGGUCCUCUACAAAUCGUAAUUCCCACAUCACUUUCUUAUGACCGUUAUAUCUUCUGUUUGUCCGUUCACCGGCCUAACCAACUGAAUUUCGUUCUUAU